This is a messenger RNA of Ectocarpus sp. CCAP 1310/34, 907 nucleotides long. The record is from the annotation of a GenBank genome assembly. Lineage: Eukaryota; Phaeophyceae; Ectocarpales; Ectocarpaceae.
AUGGCUAAGGGCGGUGCGACGGCUGGGCGCGCACGCAAGGCUGCCGAGAAGGCCGACUACCCUAACCUGAAGCGUACGGCCGCUGCUACCCUCGAGAAACUCAAAAAAGCUCAGUUGGCGAAGCGUAGGGAGGCUCGAGUCCGCAAAUCGGCGGAGCAGGCCGCAGAGGAGGAGCGACAAUUGCUGGCGCGAGAGCGAGUCCUGCGCGCCGAUCUGAAGGAGCUUGGGGAGGAGCAGCGACGUAGAAUCGAGGCGGAGCAACGGGCGCAAGCAGCGAUCGCACGCGAGCAGGCCUCGGAGCAUCAGAGGCAGCAGCAGAGGGCUGCUGAUGGAGAGGCGGUGGCGAACGUCCUGACCCAGCUGGGAAACUUGCGGUUGGAGAAUAAAAUGCUUCAAGAUCAACAGCGCGAGAUGGUUGAGAUUUUUUGUCCACAAGCGGCAAGCGUGAUGGCGGUGCAGCAACAGCAGCACAACGGGAAUCCGCUGCUUUCCGCGAAAGACCAGCUCAUCCGCACCCGGAUGGAGGUAGAGCAAGCGAGGAGGGAGCUGGAGGCGGCGUCGGCGUGGGGAAGGUUGCCGAGACGAGAAAUGCUAAUUUGAGGAAAAGGUGCGUGCGUGCGUGUGUGUGUGUGUGUUUGUGUGCCUGUGUCUUUGCCCUCGUGCGUUUUUAGCCUUGCUGUUCCCUUCAAGUGCGACUACUUCAUAUGCCUCCGAGUCCUACAGGUUGAUAGAACCAACAUAAGCAGGAGGAUACCAAGAGAGGCAGGCGAAGCUGCAUGCAGCUGCUAUCAUCGACAGACUUGGUGUUGAAUGCGAGAAAAUACGGCAGGAGCAGCAGCAGCGCGCAUUUUUUUUGUUUUCCCGCUCUCACAACCGCCCUGCUGUUUGCCCGUUGGCCUUUUUCUUU